This is a messenger RNA of Stomoxys calcitrans (stable fly), 689 nucleotides long. It is a transcript of the gene mRpS18C, whose product is annotated as small ribosomal subunit protein bS18m. The coding region runs from base 10 to 579 and encodes 189 amino acids. Lineage: Eukaryota; Metazoa; Arthropoda; Insecta; Diptera; Muscidae. Gene Ontology annotation, cellular component: mitochondrial small ribosomal subunit; ribosome. The record is from RefSeq and is a predicted model, not a curated record. The transcript is spliced from 2 exons. Gene Ontology annotation, molecular function: small ribosomal subunit rRNA binding; structural constituent of ribosome. Gene Ontology annotation, biological process: mitochondrial translation.
CUUCCGAAAAUGUUAAGAUGUCACUCAGCUGAUUAUGUCCCGGCGUCACAAAUUUUACCCGACUUGUACUUUUGCUGUUUGUCAAAUUCUCGCGAUUAUCAAAACGAUUCUUCACAGGAAAAAAUGUUGAAAUUAACAAAAUUUAUAACACAAAAUGUUUCGGCAUUAAUAUUAGCAAGCGGUGUUCGUUCUGCUAGUUUCUCUGCCUUGAAGUACUCCAAUGCGACAGCAGCUGCGGCUGCUGGUGUUAACUCCAAUGUUUCCACAAAUGCCGAUGAACCCAUUGAAAUGUCAAAUCCCUUCGAAAAGGAACGCAAAGUUUGCAUUCUUUGCAAGCACAAUAUAAUUCCCGACUACAAAAACAUUAAAUUGCUGUCACAAUUCCAAUCGCCAUACACGGGGAGAAUUUAUGGUCGCCACAUUACCGGAUUAUGUAAACAAAAGCAAGCAGAUGUGGAGAAAGCCAUACGCAGGGCCCAACAUUGUGCUUUGAUGCCAACAUACCACAAGGACUUAGAUUUCAUGAAGGAUCCCAAAUUGUUCGAUCCAGAAAAGCCCAUACGGCCACAUAAGUAUUAGGCGGCAGCGGCGACAUCGUAGAGGCACUUAACAUUUCAUAUUGAUUUUGUUUUGGUUUUUUGUUUAUAUUCGUGGUGUGAAAAUACACAGUCACAUGCUUUAAUCUAUUA